AUGGCUGAUAUCGAUCUGAAUGCCGCUGCUCUGAACCCUCCUAACGGUACCGAACAGAACCUUGACAAUUCCCCAAACCACAAAGAUGUGACCAUUGCUGUUUAUACCAUAUCUAUUGCGAUCGCCUCUAUCUUUAUAAUCAUCCGGCUCUAUACCAAAUUCGUUUUCUUGAAGGCCCCGCGAGCUGAGGACUAUAAGUUUUUCCUAUUUCUAGGUAUCCUACUCCGAAUGAUUGGUACCACCGGACAAUUUAUCCAUCAGUGGAAUUUUCGUGUUGGAGGCUUAGCCCCGUUCUAUCAUAAAGGAUUAUACGCAACUAGUAUACUGUAUGAUGCUGUGAGGCUGACUAUAAAACCGCUCAUCUUAUUUAAGUGGGUUCAUAUAUUCGCGUCAGCUGGUCCACGCAACGCUUUUGACUGGACUUGUUACACCCUUGCCACUAUCAACACCCUCGUCUUCGUUAUCGACAUAUGGAUCAACGCUGCAACCUGUACCCCGCGGGAGUAUUGGUGGGAUAAGACGAUAUCAGGCCAUUGUGCCGAUGUGAGGCCACUUGAAAUCGCCGUAGGAGUCUUCAACGCCAUCCUAGACCUCUUUAUCCUAUUACUCCCCCAGGGAAUCAUUUGGAAGUUGCAGCUACCUAGGACCAAGAGGAUCGGACCAUCACACGAACAAUUUUUAUCGAUUAUUCUCACCACAUUGGGUGAUACUACCUACCACUUCUCGCAAGUGGGUAUUAUAAGCAUAAUCGAGAUGACUGCCGCAAUUCUUGUCUUCACAACCCCCACUGUCCCAAAGCCGAUAACCUAUCCAGCUAAACAGGCUAGCAGCUGGUUCGGUCGACUAAUCAGAUGGAAUCGUAGUGGUUUCCCCCACGAAUCUGGUAACACAGGUUUGAAGAGGAAUAUCUAUUAUCAUAUUGAGGAGCAGGACAACUCAUGGCCUAUGAUAAAGCUAAGGGCGUGACAGAGACAUAUAGGUCCUGAACGAAAGAUAGAGUCUCAAUUAUAUCUCCCUAAAUAAUCAAGUAUACAUAUUGUGUGCAAGUUUAUAAACAAUGGGUACUUUAUAACAAGCAUUCUUAACGAGGACGCUAAAUGGUGGUGUGUUCCAAUCAAUGCUUUUGUACUUUUUUGUAUUUGUCC
Molecule: messenger RNA, 1145 nt
Organism: Annulohypoxylon truncatum
Lineage: Eukaryota; Fungi; Ascomycota; Sordariomycetes; Xylariales; Hypoxylaceae
Exons: 4
Coding region: 1-966 (321 amino acids)
Source: RefSeq, a predicted model, not a curated record